AUGGCUAAUACUCCUUCUUCUUCUUUAUUAGGGAACAUUCGAUAUUUGCUCUUGUUCUUUUUGCUUCACGUACUAUUAAUUAACGCCUCACCUACCGCCGCCCUCGUCCCUACCAAGCGGAACGGAGUUAGGUUCCUGACGUUCGACCAAAGCUACGAAGGGCGCGUAAAAAAGGGCCAGUAUUUCAAUAAACUGUUCCCCUUAGAGGACGAGAAGGCGGCCGAAUACAUAUUCUGGUACCCUUACAAGAAGAAUACCGGUGAUGUUCAACCACUCUUCAAGUUCACCGACUCCGCCGUCAAGCGCCUGAAACUUGAAAUCCUCAAGGUACCCGAAUACGGCACAGACCUCGACAACGCCUUCGCGGACAAGUACCAUCAAGUCGAUCAGACAAAAGCGGGCGUGUACAACUACAGACAUGAUAGAAAAUUCGGGAAAGAUAAGAAGAAGCCUACGAUGUCUUCCUACUCCAACGUGCUUGUUCCAGCCUCCGGCGCCAUUAUUUUUGUAGACAACUUCAGUCCAACGGCUAGAAACCAGGAAUGGAACAUUGGUAACGUUCCUGAGUUGGACAAACUGUCGGAUAUCGCAUUCUUCCAGUGGAUCGAUGCCUGCAAAACUAAAAAUGUCGAUCCUAAAACCCUUAAACUUAUGUUUAUAUCUCACGUCGUUCAUGACGCAACGUACAAGAUUGUAGUAGAUGCAUUAAGGGAAGCCGGGCAUAAGAGGAUGCCAAGCUAUGCUAAGAAGAUUGUUUUCUCUAUGGAAGCAAAGCAGGGUCAAGCUAUUCUUGGGUCUGUCUGGGGCAGUGCUUUGUCUUGGAUGCUUAUCCAGCAUAAAACGGAGUUAGGCCUAAAGAAGAUAACAGAAGUUGCUGUCUGGGGCCUUAGACUAGGUUUUGCUUUGCCUGAAACUAAUACGUUAGUUGGCAGUAUGAAUAUGAGAUUUACUGUUAAAGACGCUUAG
This is a messenger RNA of Colletotrichum destructivum, 966 nucleotides long. RefSeq lists its product as uncharacterized. The coding region runs from base 1 to 966 and encodes 321 amino acids. NCBI's taxonomy places the organism in Eukaryota, Fungi, Ascomycota, Sordariomycetes, Glomerellales, Glomerellaceae. The record is from RefSeq and is a predicted model, not a curated record. The transcript has 3 exons.